Molecule: messenger RNA, 584 nt
Organism: Meloidogyne enterolobii
Lineage: Eukaryota; Metazoa; Nematoda; Chromadorea; Rhabditida; Meloidogynidae
Source: the annotation of a GenBank genome assembly
UUAUUAAGAAUGUCUUGUUGAGCAAAAAGGAGAAAAUUUUGAUGUUGGUUAUUUUUAUAAUGGAAAUUUUGGUUUUGCUUUUGGUGAAAAUUUUUAGGUAAACAUUUUUUGGCAUAUUAAUUUUUUUUGAAAAUAAAAUAAUUUUCAGUAAUGGAUUGUUUCAAUUUAUGGUUUAAACUAAAACGACAAUUUGGAUCGAAACAAUAAUCAAUUUAAUUUAAUCAACUUUUUUUUAUUUAAUUAAUCACCUACUUAUUAAUUUAAUGUAAAUAAGAAAACACUGUUAUUGUGUGCUAAGAAAUUACAACUCUCCACAUGAUUUUUUCUGUUCUAGGUUCCAACCGAUACCAGGGCUGGGCUAAUUUCAUAAUUCGUAUCUUUCGCGUAUUUUUUGGCAUUUUGUUUUUUAUUUUUAGAUUUCGCUCAGCAACGAUAUUUUGGUUGUCGAUACUCUGGGGUGAUCCUAUUUUAUAAUAUUCGCUCCUUCGUAUCAGAAGGAGGGAAUUUUUAAGAUUUUUUGUAACAGUGUUUAAUUUUGUCCUCGUGUUUUUUUUCAAUUUUCGUAUAAUUAAAUAAAUAAACUG